AUGCGCAACAACCACUGUUCCAUCGUAGGCACCUGCAGCAUCUUCAUCCUUUCCUCGGCUGGCGGACAUUCAGGGACUGCACAAGCUUCCGGGCCGCGUGGUGUAUCGGAUUGUUCUGUGAACAAUACGGAGAAACAGAGAGGCGGUGGGAGUCCUGGAAACACCGUGGGCUCGGGUCCGAGAGGGCUUUCUGUGCCCGAAACGCCCAGCGAGAACAUCUGGGGCUACUCGCAGCUGCAGAGAGCGCGGUUCGUGCAGGACAAAGCCCUUUUAUCUAAAGGAAACCGAGGCUUCCAUCACUGCAGAGUCACAAGCGCGCCCUCUCCUGUUGGCCGGUAG
Rangifer tarandus platyrhynchus (Svalbard reindeer) is the source of this 339-nucleotide messenger RNA. The record is from the annotation of a GenBank genome assembly. Lineage: Eukaryota; Metazoa; Chordata; Mammalia; Artiodactyla; Cervidae.